Salvia splendens (bonfire salvia) is the source of this 861-nucleotide messenger RNA. RefSeq lists its product as uncharacterized. The record is from RefSeq and is a predicted model, not a curated record. Bases 92 to 640 code for a protein of 182 amino acids. NCBI's taxonomy places the organism in Eukaryota, Viridiplantae, Streptophyta, Magnoliopsida, Lamiales, Lamiaceae. The transcript has 3 exons.
CACAAUCUUCCAUAUCAAACCAUAACUCACUUAAUUCCUUCUCCAAGAGAUCUCAAGAAGCCCAAGUUACAAAAAUACCUUUCACCAUCAAAUGGCUUCUUCAAUGAAAUCGUGUUUGCUUCUUUCCCUCGCUUUCUCCAUUUCCAUUCACGCCACUUUUGCUGAGGUGAUCUGCGAGAAUCUGCCGGAGAAUCUCUGUGCCUUCGCCGUCGCGACGUCGGGGAAGAGAUGCGCGCUCGAGAGCUACAAGGGCGAGGGAACCGGAAACGUCGUGGAGUACACGUGCACGACUUCCGAGGUGGUGGUGGCUGAGAGACUGGCCGGACGCAUCGAGUCCGACCAGUGUGUGGCCGCCUGCGGCGUCGACCGCAGCAGCGUCGGGAUUUCCUCCGACGCCUUCAUGAUGCCGGAGUUCAUCUCCAGCCUCUGCUCGCCGUCCUGCUACCAAAACUGCCCCAACAUCGUCGACCUCUAUUUUAACCUUGCCGCAGGCGAAGGUGUGUUUUUGCCGGCACUAUGUGAGAAGCAGAGAUCGAACCCACACCGUGCGAUGUUGGAGCUUCUUAGCAGCGGUGGCGCCGCCCCUGCUACGGUGGAUGAUUCCUUUGCUCCGGCUCCGGCUCCAUCAUCUUAUUACUAAUAUAUACAAAUAUAUAAUAUUUAUAUAAUUAUAUAAGUAUAAUUUUGAACUUUUAAUUCAUAAUUAAUGAGAAAAUGAUAUGAGGAGCCAAGGCAUGUAAUUGGUGAAGGAGCUAUUAUAUAUUGAGGGCUGUGUUGGUUUUUUUUUCUUCAUGUUUUUGUGUGGUUUUGUAAUGUUACCAAUUAUUAAUAUUUAUUAAUAUCAUUAAUAUCUUUUUAUUA